AUGAAACCAGAAACUUUAGUUCUGAAAAUAAUAGACGCUGUUGAAACAGAUUCCCCAACUGUAAUAACUUUUCACGGUAAAAAAAUCAGUAUAACUAAAAAACUUAUUGAUAAAUACAAAUAUUGUAAAGUCAGAGACGAUAUAGACUUAGAAAGAAUUGAUACAAAUGUAAAAAAAAGGUGGAUUUAUAUUUUCCCUACCUUAAAUAUAUUUGCUGGUAUUACCGCGGCGGCUACAGUGGCUGGUGCUACAGCUGGUGGAGUAAGCGUUGCCAACGAUAAGAAAGCAGCUGCACUAACAGCAGCCGAAGAACAUAGACAGAAUUUAGCAUUGGAAAAGUUGGCAGAGGGUAAAAAUCCUAUAACGGAAAAGAAAUGUUCAGGAGUGGGAGAUAUGAUAGGCACAAUGAAAGAAUUUGGAAAAAGAUUUAGUGAAGAAACCAAGAAAACUGUUAAAAAAGGAUUAAAUAAAUUAGUAGAUAGUAUUGACACGGGAGAAAUCGAAGUCAAACAUAAGGAUUUCGAUUCUUUGUAUAUCUACACAACAACACCAGAGCAAUCGUAUUAUCAAUUCCUCAAAGCUUUAGAAUAUCUACCAAAGAAAGAUGUUCAAGACCUAUUUCAAUAUUACGAAGAAAACGAAGAAGAAGUGGAAAUAAAAGAUAUCAUAGAUAACUACAUCGAAGGAAAGAAUCCAACGGAUAUAAAAGUUUUACUUACGAAAAAUGUUAAUGAUCUAGUCUUGUCUAAUAUUGAUAGCAAACGAAAGAACUUAAUAUUGUUUGACGACUGCGAAAUCAAAUGA
This is a messenger RNA of Lottia gigantea (owl limpet), 804 nucleotides long. RefSeq lists its product as hypothetical. The transcript has 2 exons. Lineage: Eukaryota; Metazoa; Mollusca; Gastropoda; Lottiidae. The record is from RefSeq and is a predicted model, not a curated record. The coding region runs from base 1 to 804 and encodes 267 amino acids.